UCAAACACCCCCUCUGAUCUGCACGACCCUCACUUUUGUUCUCAUGGAAAUCAGAGCCAGCCUCCCGGCCACACUUUCUGCAGAGAUCCAAAGUUAAAGGCGCAUUCCCGGCCGGGACAGCUCGUGAUCAUGAUGUUUCGGUGGAGCUGAUCGUUUCUCCCCGUGUGCGUGUAUUCUUUGUCGCUGUUUCUUGCCGCCGCUCUCUAACCGGACACUUUUUUGUUUUCCUUUCCAACAUGCUGGAUUUGACGCAGGGAAUUGUUUUCUGCGCGCUCCUCGCCUCCGUAUACGCGUCUUGCCCUCCUCGCUGCGAGUGCUCAGAGGCGGCUCACACCGUGAAGUGUGUCUCCAAAGACCUGCAGAGUAUCCCGGCUGGGAUCCCGGGAUACACGAGGAAUCUGUUUAUAACGGGGAAUCAGAUCAGCCGGAUCGGUCCGGAGUCUUUCAAAGGGUUGGAGAAUGUUACCAACCUAUCUCUGAGCAAUAACAGAAUUUCUGAGGUGGAAUCCCUCACCUUCAAAGGACUGCACAGGCUUCGCUCUCUGGAUCUGAGCAACAACCAGCUGGCUGUUAUUCAUCCUGAGGCCUUUGCCGUCCUGAACCAGUCUCUGCGGGAGCUCAACCUGAGCCGAGCCCUCUACAACCACUCUGCAGUGACCAGCUUGAGCACGGCUUUCCACUGGAGCUCCCUGGAGACCCUGAGAGCACUGGACCUGUCGGACAACAGUCUCAUCUUUUUGCCCCCGCGCAUUUUCUCCUACCUGAGCAGCUUGCGGAUGCUCCGGCUUUCCAACAACUCCCUGGUGGCCAUCCACAACUCCACCCUUUCGGGUUUAGAGCAGCUGGAGGUGCUCGACCUGACGCUCAAUGCCCUCAAGACUCUGUCAGAAGAGGGCCUCCAAGAGCUGGACUCCCUGCCCAGAGCUGCUCUCCUGCUGGGAGAGAACCCGUUCACGUGCACAUGUGGAAUUGAAUCUUUUGCUCAGUGGCUCAACAGGUCACAGAAUCGCAUCAGAGACGUCGAGAGCCUCGCGUGCGUCUUCCCGGCCAGCAUGAGAAACACGUCCUUGCUUGCCGUGGGGACGAUGACUCUGGGAUGCCACGAGAGAGAUGCUGCCGCAGAUCUCGCUCUGCAGACCUCUUAUGUCUUCUUGGGUAUAGUCCUGGGCUUUAUCGGCCUCAUCUUCCUCUUUGUACUCUACCUCAACCGCAAAGGCAUCAAGAAGCGAAUCUAUGACAUGCGAGACGCCUGCAGGGAGGUGUGGGAAGGCUACCAUUACCGCUUCGAAAUGGACUCUGACCCCAGGUUAUCACAGGUCUCCAACAGCGCUGAUGUGUGAGAGGACAUUUUGCUGUAUUUUCUGAUGAGACAGACUUUCUCACCCCCACACAUAUAUAUAAGUAGAAAAGUGUAUAAAAUGUACAGAUGUGUAAAUAUAUACAAAGCAACAUGUUCAGAGCCUUUGAGCCAUGGUGACUGAAGCAUGCACUGUUAUCGGCUAUCGCUAUUCCUUUGCUGUCCCGAGUGGGCACGAUUGUUCCAAAAAGACUAUGCCGGCUGACUUUUCUUAUAUCUGCUCCUGCUCUUUAUGUACUCCACAAAAGUAACAGCAAGUGCCUAAAGUCAGGUAUUGUUUUCCACAUGGCACAGUCAUUCAGUAUUUAGCUGUUUGAAAAGAAGCAACAAAACGCUGCCAUACAAACUCGACACUAUUAAAACAAACCUCUGGGAAUUUAAAGCACAAUCACUCAUUCAUCUUUAAACCAUUUCACCUCCUCCCUCCCAGGGUGCUGGAGGGGAAUUAAACCACCAGAAAGCUUUUCCAAACGCUCUCCUUAAAAAUAAUAAUAAUAAAAAAAAUAUCACCGCUCCGCUCCUCUUUGGCAGUCGGAUAAGAGGGAGGGGUGGACAAUCCAGCGCAGACCAGCGGAACUCUACC
This is a messenger RNA of Maylandia zebra (zebra mbuna), 1940 nucleotides long. Lineage: Eukaryota; Metazoa; Chordata; Actinopteri; Cichliformes; Cichlidae. The record is from RefSeq and is a predicted model, not a curated record.